UUACAUCCUCGCUGAGGAACCAGAGGAUGGUGGUACCCUCAACGAGCGCCACAUAGACUUUGUGCAGUUCUUGAUUGUGCUUUCGUUGCAAGCGUGGAAUCUGACGUACAGGAGUGCGUUCUGGGAAACAAAUAUCCUGAAUCUGAAGUUGGAGUUGGCGGACCUCGAUGUUGGUGGAGAUGGUGAAGAAAUAGAGGGUGAGGAAAACGUUGUAGCUGCUCGUUCGGGAUUCAUUCAGAGGUACAUCCAGUCCAAAAAGCAUUCAGCAAAACAAUGGUUGGAGACCAAAGUAAAGCAACCUUUAUGUACUAUGGUACAUGCGGAAUGGGCAUGUGGAGGUGCUGCUGGAGCAGGCACACCUUCGAGUGCUUCGUCCACUGUUUCUAGAGGACUCGCCAGAGAGCUAACCCUCGUAGAUUACGAAAGAUAUCGCCAGAAAUUCAGCCUUAGCAGACGUGCGCGGAAUCUCUUGUUGCUUGUGCAGGUGGUGUGGCCAGCAAUCGAAGCGUAUGUUCGCGGAAAGUGCGAGUGGUGGCGAAGUGAAUUGAUGUUAGCAGCUUCGACCACUGAUGAUACUUCUAGUCGAGAUGGUGCUGGAGGCAAUCACGAUAGGGUCGCCCAAAAUAGUGGAGCAGCUUUCGGACCCCCUUCACUGCUAAAGGCAUGGUUGCGAAUCGUGCGAGUGGUGAAAAAGUUGUAUGCAUCGUUUAGAGAUUCGCGCACGCUUCCCGCUCAGAGCCGAGGUACUCAUGCGGAACAGAUGGAGCUGAAACGAGCAAAUCCUGCGGAAGGAAAUGAAAACCUUUCGGAGCAAAAUGAUGACCCAGCACAGCACGCGGAGGCGCUACAAACGGAACCGUCAAAGGCUGCCGUUCCGGAGGACCACCUCCUAGACGCAGUGAAGGACUUCACUAAGCACCUCUCCGUGAGAAUCUUUGAGGUUUAUCAUGUCACGACACGUGUCUUGCAGCUUAGCCUAAGGGUUCGGUACCUCCUCAACUUGGGUGGGGACUGGACUAUCCUCCUGUGGCUAUUGCAUCUGCAGAUUGCAAGACGGAAACCGGGUGAAGGAAAUAUCGCUAAUAGCAAAGGCGAUGGUGAUUCAUCGAAUGGAAAUGAUUCUGUUCCGGUUGACUCGGACAAAAAAGACCACGGUACUUCUAGAAUACCAAGUAGUACGUCAACACCCCCAUCAUCUUUCUCCUCUCUGCUUUCUCAGUCCUUUUCCGCAGUACCUCAAGCUAUGUUCUGGGUCAGCAUCUACGGUCUCCAGCUAGCGCACUGGUAUCAAUCAAGGCAACAAGAAUUUGCAGAGGAGCAAGCUGGUGAACUACGAGGUGGUGGACGAGGUGGUGGAGCAGGAGGAGUCGGAGGAUCUAGUGGUCUCACAGGUAAUGAAAAAGUUUCUCAAGAGGAACUUCCUCUCGCGCCUCAACCUCCUCGGAAGCAUAAGAUUCCUUUGUAUCAAAGCACUACACUUUGCAACUUAUGUGGUGAGCCUCGGAAAAAUCCAGCGCAGUCAGUUGGAGGCUAUGUUUUCUGCUUUGCGUGCUUAGCGAAUCACGUGAGGGAUAAAGGAUGCUGUCCUAUCACCGGCUGGAAGAUGGAGGUGAGGGAUGUCAGAAAAGUUUUGCCUUUGGAAUAGCGCUGUAAUUCUAAUUUUUACGUACUCGAAAACUGAAAAUAACCGAGUUACUGACUGAAAUAAGAGAGUCUUGACUACAUUCCUCUUCUUUCAGUAUCUCCCUUAUUUUCCCUAGUUACUCGCUUAUUUCAGUUUUUCGAAUAAUACUAUCGAGACUUCAUCCGUUCUCAUUUAAAUCGCAUUGGAGGAUGGGAUCUUGUUCCUGCGAAGGGGAUUCAUUUGAGGAAUCCUUUUGUACAGAG
This is a messenger RNA of Amoebophrya sp. A25, 1887 nucleotides long. NCBI's taxonomy places the organism in Eukaryota, Dinophyceae, Syndiniales, Amoebophryaceae. The record is from the annotation of a GenBank genome assembly.